Ectocarpus sp. CCAP 1310/34 is the source of this 1973-nucleotide messenger RNA. Lineage: Eukaryota; Phaeophyceae; Ectocarpales; Ectocarpaceae. The record is from the annotation of a GenBank genome assembly.
GCCGCCCCGCUCUCGCAACUCUACCACGCGUUUGCACAGGACUCCAUAAAGCAACCCACUCUCACCCACAGCACAAUGAAGUCCUUCGUCGCAGCAGCCACCUCCUUGUGCGCCCUGGCGCCAGCCUCGGCCUUCGUGCCGGGAGCGUCUCUGCCCCUCGCCGGCGUGCGCAGCGCACCCUCAAAGCUCGCCAUGGCAGCAACCCCCGAGAGGUCUAUCUCGAUCCCCAUCGACCCCUACCCGGAGGGCCUCGACGGCGAGAUGGUGGGCGACUUUGGCUUCGACCCCGCCGGGUUCGCGAACAACCCUCCCGCAUGGGUGCAGGGAGAGGGCACGGGCACCGCCGCCCGCGUCAAGUGGUACCGCGAGGCCGAGCUGGCCCACGGACGCGUCGCCAUGCUCGCCGCCGCGGGGUGGAUUUUCCCCGAGAUCUACCACUUCCCUGGCAACACCGUCCUCGGCCCGGACAGGUUCGCCGAGAUGAACCCCCUCCUCGCGUACGACAACAUCCCCACCGCGGGAGGCAUCCAGAUCGUGGUGACUCUCCUCAUCCUCGAGACCAUCAGACUCAACAGGAGCAUCAGGAGCGACAGCGGGGUGGCGGGAGACAUCGGGCUCGGCCAGGGAGAGGGCCGCUGGAACCCCUUCAACUUUAACUACACCGAGGAGGAGUACGCGGAGAAGCAGCUGCAGGAAAUGAAGCACGGCCGCACCGCCAUGAUCGGCAUCACGGGAAUGUACUUCCAGACCCUCGUCCAGGGGCAGGGGAUCCUCCACCAGCUCGGCGAGGCAUUCUCCACCCCCGAGAGCGUGGCCAAGGCCGGCUACUUCUUCAACCCCCUCUAAGGGGAUCAAGAUGGGGAUGGGAGCUCCCGCCGACGAGAAGGCAACACCUGAAAGCUUUCUGACUCGACGAAGGAAGCUCUCUCAUCAUUCCGUGGCGAUUUUUGCAUCACACCGUGGUUCUCUUCCUUCUUUGUUGGAAGGCUGGUGGCAGCGCAAAGGAGCAAUCGCGCUUGGGGCGGAAGGGCAAGGAGCGGGGGUCGCAUUUGUCGGCAGCUGUUCUUUUGAGUAUACAGCUGUUUCUGAAAGGUCUCUUGUCUUUGUGCCCCCCUCCCGCUUCCCUUCGAGCGGCGAUCGCAUAUGCUGAGUUCGGAUGCGGUUGGUGUAUGACCGGCGUCGGAUGGAUGUCCCGUUGACGGAACGGGUCACUUCCGUCGCCGCCCUUCCGCAUGUCAGUGCCGGGUUGGAAUGGGUUUUGAACCGGGACGACGGUGGUUUUAAAGACGACUCUGUGUUUAUGCUCUCCACGAGACGUCUGUCUGUCUGUCUUUUGUCUGACUGCUCACCCUGUGUCUCGGGUGCACCAAAAGAUUCUCGGCUCCGCUGCUGUCAUUCGUCUCUUGGCUUGUUUUAGACAAUUUGAACAAAUUUGGGAUGGGGACGGGCGGGGAUAGAGAGAGGUGGUGUCUAGAAACAGCGGGGGGGUCGUCGCAUUUCCCCUCGAUAGUAGAGGUAGAAUAAAGUUUGCUUUUCGAAGGGAGAUGAUGGUGGUGGUUUCAGAGGUACCAUUGCUUUGGUGGUCGAAGGCCUAGUAUUUCUUUGCGCCCACCUUUGCUUGAUCGUGUUUUUUAUUUUGUGCCGCUGAGGGUUCGAUGCAAAUACUGAACGAAAAUGUGCCACUUGUUACUACUCUCGGAGUUUGUAUUGUUUUCCCACUACGAUUUUCUGUGCGUACAUGUACGCUGGAAGGUGGGCAAAGCUUGUCGCGACGCAUCGGGAAUUCGGUCGCAUUGGGGUAUCACCAACCACCCUUGCUGGGAAAUAUAUAUAUGGACACGCUCAGAACACAAAUGACACACCGAGGAGUGACCCCCUGACACGACAUUUGAUGACGUUCUCUAGUCAGCCGCCAAUUUCUGUCAUGAGGAACAUGCUUGAACGAAUCAAACCGUUGGUGGUCUUCCAGCUGU